GCAAGAGGAGCGGUGAUUGAAGCGGAUAGCAGCACAGAAGAGCGGCGGCGGCGUCGACGGCCAUCUUAGAGCUACCGCGGUAACCGACACUCAUCUUCUGGAUUUUAUUUUACUUGUAGGAGAAACAUUCCGCCCGACUGACAAAGGAAGAAGAAGGAUUUUUUUUUUUUUUUUACUUCGCCGUGGUUGAACUCGAAGUCGGGAUGCGGUUCCUGGGGAAUACACGAUCUGCAUCCGCUGCUGUCGGACUGGUCCUCGGACUAUUAUGUGCGGUGGAGGCAGCGAAAGUCAAUAAGCACAAACCGUGGAUCGAGACGACAUACCACGGGAUCGUAACGGAAAACGAUGACAAAGUACUUCUGGACCCUCCUCUGAUUGCACUGGACAAGGAUGCUCCUCUACGCUACGCAGGUGAGAUUUGCGGCUUCAGGAUCCACGGGCAGAAUGUCCCGUUCGAGGCAGUGGUCCUCGACAAGUCCACUGGCGAGGGGGUCAUCCGAGCCAAGGAGAAGCUGGACUGCGAGCUGCAGAAGGAGCACACCUUCACCAUCCAAGCCUACGACUGUGGAGAGGGUCCCGAUGGCGCCAACAUGAAGAAAUCCCACAAGGCCACUGUCCACAUCCAGGUAAACGACAUCAAUGAGUAUUCACCAGUGUUCAAGGAGAAGUCCUACAAAGCCACCGUUAUCGAGGGAAAGAAAUAUGACAGCAUCCUGAAGGUGGAGGCAGUGGACGCUGACUGCUCUUUCCAGUUCAGCCAAAUCUGCAACUACGAGAUCGUCACUCCUGAUGUGCCCUUUACCAUUGACAAAGACGGCUUCGUUAAGAACACAGAGAAGCUGAGCUACGGCAAAGAGCGCAUGUACAAGCUGACUGUGACGGCCUACGACUGUGGAAAGAACCGUGCCUCAGAAGACGUUCUGGUCAAGAUAAGCGUCAAGCCCACCUGCAAACCCAGCUGGCAAGGCUUCAAUAAGAGGAUUGAAUACGAGCCUGGCACAGGUAGCCUAGCUCUUUUCCCCAGCAUGCACUUGGAGACCUGCGAUGAGCCAAUCACGUCUAUCCGCGCCAUCAUUGACCUGGAAACCAACCAUAUUGGCAAGGGCUGCGACCGUGAUACCUACUCUGAGAAGUCUCUGCACAAGCUGUGUGGAGCCAGCUCCGGCACCGUGGAGCUUCUGCCAGCACCCAGCAGCUCUGCAAACUGGACGGUAGGUCUGCCCACUGAUAACGGGCAUGACAGCGACCAGGUGUUUGAGUUCAAUGGCACUCAGGCCAUCAAGGUCCCUGAUGGCCUUGUGAGCACCAGCCUGAAGGAGCCCUUCACCCUCUCUGUGUGGAUGAGACAUGGCCCCGGGGCCCAUGAGAAGGAGACCAUUCUGUGCAACUCUGACAAGACAGAGAUGAACAGACACCACUACUCGCUGUACGUUCACAACUGCCGGCUGAUCCUCCUCCUGCGCCAGGACCCAUCAGAGGCAGAGAACUACAAACCAGCCGAGUUUCACUGGAAACUCGACCAGGCGUGUGACAAAGAGUGGCACCACUAUGUGCUGAAUGUGGAGUUCCCCACGGUGUCUCUGUUUGUGGAUGGCACUACAUUUGAGCCCUUCCUGGUUACAGAGGACUACCCACUGCACUCCACCAAGAUCGAAUCGCAGCUCACCAUUGGUGCCUGCUGGCAAGGUGGAAAUGCUAGAAUGGCUCAGUUUUUCCGAGGGAACCUGGCGGGGCUGAUGAUCCGCUCUGGCAAGCUGGAGAACAAGAAGGUGAUUGACUGUUUGUACACCUGCAAGGAAGGACUGGACGUGCAGCUGCCUGAGGAGGUGGCUUCAGCUGUCAAGGUGGAGUUCAACCCCAACCAAUCCUCUCUGACCGUGGAGGGCGACGACAUUGAUGCCUUCGACAAGGUCAUGCAGCACAUCUCCUACUUGAACUCCCGCCAGUUCCCGACCCCUGGCAUCAGGCACCUCCGCAUCUCCACCACCGUCAAAUGCUUCAACGAGGAGUCCUGCGUAAUAGUGCCAGAUGCCGAAGGUUAUGUGAUGGUGCUGCAGCCUGAAGAGCCCAAGAUCAGCCUGAGUGGCAUCGACCACUUUGCCCGCAGCGCUGCCGAAUUCGAGAGCCAGGAAGGUGUGACGCUUUUCCCCGAACUUCGCAUUGUGAGCACCAUCACCCGCGAAGUGGAGGCCGACACUGAGUAUGAAGCGGCAGAGGGAGCUGAUGAUGACCCUACGGUCCAAGAGACAGUGGUGUCAGAAGAGAUCAUGCACAACCUGGACACAUGUGAAGUGACUGUGGUGGGAGACGAGCUGGACGGGGAGCACGAGGGCCUGGAGGUGGACAUGUCCCAGCUGCAGCAGCACGGCCUGGAGAUGAGUUCCUCUAACCUGGGCCUCGUCGUCACCGGUGUGAACACCAUGGCCAACUACGAGCAGGUCCUACAUCUUAUCCGUUACAAGAACUGGCACACCGAGGCUCUCUUCGACAGGAAAUUCAAACUGGUCUGCUCCGAGCUCAACCGUCGCUACAUCAGCAAUGACUUCAAGGUCGAGGUGAAUGUCAUCCACACAGCCAAUCCUGUGGAGCAUGCCAACAAUGCCAUGGUGCAGCCCAACUUCAUUAACCCUGUGCAUCAUGCCUCUGUGGAUCUGUCCGGUCACAACCUGGUCAACGCUCACCAGGCCUCAGUUGUCCCCAGCGCUGCCACCAUUGUCAUCGUGGUGUGCGUCAGCUUUCUGGUGUUUAUGAUCAUUCUGGGCGUGUUCCGCAUCCGCGCUGCACACCAGCGUACCACGGGAGACCAGGAGAACGGCAAGGAGAACGAGAUGGACUGGGACGACUCAGCCCUCACCAUCACCGUCAACCCCAUGGAGACGUACGAGGACCAGCACAGCAGCGAGGAGGAGGAGGAAGAGGAGGAGGAGAGCGAGGAUGGAGAGGAGGAAGAUGACAUCACGAGCGCUGAGUCAGAGAGCAGCGAAGACGAGGAGAGCGCGGAGCCAGAGGACCAGCAGGGGGCCAGCAGACAGCAGCAGCUGGAGUGGGACGACUCCACCCUCACUUACUAAAACAUCACACACAAACACACACACACAUAACACUCAACACAAUCUCUCUCACACACACACACACACAUCACCAACUCACUCACACUCACUCAGAUCCUCAUACUCACUCCCACCCCCCUACAAAACAAAAAAUAUAAAAAAGCAAAACUAGAUUUCCUUCAGCGUAUAUAUGGUCAAGGCUUUCCUGUUGUUAUCUUAGUGGUGGUACUCAGUGUAGUGUAGUCAUCACCGGAUUGCGGAUUUUUACUGUUCAUUUUUUUUAUUUAUUAUAUUUUAAUUUCCAGGAAAACUUGGCCUACAUUGGUUCUGAACUGAGUGAAGAAGCCAACCCUGCACUUUUUCGUUUUCUCUCAGACGUAAAGCUUUCAAAUGGAGACUUUUUCCCCACCUCAUUUCUUUGCGUGAUGCUUUUAGAAUGGUUUGCCGCUAAUCUCACGUACAGCUUUGACUUGAGUUCUCUCGACUUAUAGUCCACCGUGACGCGAAACGAUGCUUUUAACAAAUAGAUCGCUUUUUUUUCUUUCUUUUUUUAGUGCAUGAGGAUAUUUGAGAAGUCAUAUGUGUAGAGAAAUAAAUUGCUUUUUAAAGAUUUUGUAAAUAUAAAGAAACCAUGUAAUUAGUCGAUGUGUUAGUGAAGGCCUACUCAACAGGGUCCAAUAUCUAAAAUGGCGCAGUUCGUAAUGUAGAAUAUUUGUGUCACACAGGCUGUACGCAUGUCGCUAAAUUUCUGCGAAAAGCUUUUCAUCAUGCUUGUACAAAAAUGUCUGCUUCAUGAUGGGAAACCCGGGACUGUUGAGCGGAGGUUUCCAUGACAAAGUGGUGUCCAUUUUGUCUUUUUCUUUUUUUUUGCAAGGAGGAAAAUCAAUUCUUUUGCUUUCUCGUAGGCAGGACCGGUGGAUGGUUUCAGCUUCAUACAUUGCUUUGCUUUGCUUGCACAAUGCUCCACUGCAGGCGUCGGUGUAUUUCAUUCCCAUUAGAUCUCACUGUUGUACAGAAGGGAUUUUCUUUUUGUUCAGAUUAAUCAUACUCAGAAAUGAUAAUUUUUAAAACAAUCUACAUUUCGUGUGGAACAGUACAAACACUCGGCCGGCGAGGUGCUGCAGUGCUGUUGAUCUUGAAAUAUGGGUACUAAUGUUUCUGCCAGAGAAUUUGGACGAGCAGAGCGAUUUCCUCAGCAGCUUUAAAAGCCCUCUGUGCGUAUCCCAGUGCUGCUGUGUGGACAGACGUAGGGAGGAAGACCCCCGACUCACUACUGAGAGAGCAGAGGCGUGACAGACAGCUUUAGUACAGCCCGGUUGAAUAGUGCAGUUGCUGGCAUUGUUUUAAGGGAGAGAAAUGAAAGUACUUUUCAGGAUUGUUUUAUUGCAAGUUCCUUUUCCAUGGCACGGCUAUUUAACCUGAAAUAAUAAUAAUGAAGACGUAUAUUAGAUGCAUUUUUAAACUGGUUCCAAUUGCAGAAUAUGCACCGUCUUUAUCGCAGCACAAAGAAUUACAACUGAGGUUAUGACUGCAUAGUUUACAGAAAGAAAACAGUUUGAGAAUGAAUCUUCUUAUUCUUAAAAUGAAAUAUUUUUUUGCCGUAGACCACUAGAUUUUAUUGUACAUGUAACUGUACUGUAGAGUUGUUCUAAGAUAUUUGUUUACAUUUGGUAAACUUAUUUUCCUUCUGGUGUCAGCAUAAAGCUUAUACAAUUGAUUGCGAAAAUGUGUCCAACCUCUAUCUCCUCUCAGACACUGUUGUCCAUCACUGUUGUAUAUAUAUAUCUUUCACAAAGCCAGAUACAGAUGUACCUCCACGCUAAACUAUUUGGUGUUUGUCUCUUGUUUUUGGGUACCAAGUUAAAAUGUUAACAUUUCCCAAACCUGGAUUAAUUAAAGCAAAUCAGAUUUGGGGCAUCAAGUGAACAGAAUGUGGCAUUAUAAAUCUGGAUUAGAAAUGUCGGUGUUUUGAGGCUCGUAUUUAGCGUUCAAGUCUAUUUUUAGAGGCCAAAAUUGAAUUCAAAUACACGUUCAAGGCUUCUUCUGAGGGUUUGAGUUGCACAGUUGUGUUUCUGAGGUUCAAUUAAUUUAUACUUUAUAAAAGAGGUCUGUGGUGGAAGUGUAGUGAACAGUCUCCCCUCCAUGAUGACU
Cyclopterus lumpus (lumpfish) is the source of this 5201-nucleotide messenger RNA. RefSeq names its product calsyntenin 1 (gene clstn1). Gene Ontology annotation, biological process: positive regulation of synapse assembly; homophilic cell-cell adhesion; positive regulation of synaptic transmission. The coding region runs from base 204 to 3071 and encodes 955 amino acids. Gene Ontology annotation, molecular function: amyloid-beta binding; X11-like protein binding; calcium ion binding. The record is from RefSeq and is a predicted model, not a curated record. Lineage: Eukaryota; Metazoa; Chordata; Actinopteri; Perciformes; Cyclopteridae. Gene Ontology annotation, cellular component: cell surface; postsynaptic membrane. The transcript has 17 exons.